CUGUUGCUCGGUGCGGCGCGGCUUGGCUCGCCGAUAAAAAGGACACGCCCCCGGUGAGGUUGACAGCACUGCCACUGCACCACCACCACGCCACUCCUCCCGGCUCCCCACACCGAGCGGUCGGUCUCUACCUCUCUCUCUCUCUCUGCAGACCUUGGGGGAGAAGCUUGGUAGCUCGAGCUUCUUGCUGCCAGCCAUGGCGAUUCCACUGCUGCUGCUGCUCUUGCUGGCCAUGUCCACAGGCUCAGAUGGGGCGUUCUGCGUGUGCAAGCCCGACCAGAGUCCGGCGGCGAUGCAGAAGGCGAUCGACUACGCGUGCUGGCGCGGCGCCGACUGCACCCAGAUCAUGCCGACCGGGGCGUGCUCCCAGCCCAGCACCAUCGUGGCGCACUGCUCCUACGCCACCAACAGCUACUUCCAGAAGAACAGCCCCAUCGGCGCCACCUGCGACUUCGGCGGCGUCGCCACCCUCACCACCACCGACCCCAGCUCCGGCAACUGCAAGUACCCCGCCUCCGCCAGCGCCGUCGGCACUGGAACUGGAACCGGCACUGGCACAGGCGGCGUCGGCACCGGCGGCACUGGAGUAGGCACAGGCGGCGCCGGCGCUGGCACCGGCGUUGGCACUGGCACUGGUGGUGCGGGCACCGGCACAGGGGUAGGCACUGGAACCGGCACCGGAGCAGGCAUGGGCACAGGCACUGGUGCCGGCACCGGGGUCACGACGCCGGGGUCGACGACCGGCACCCAGGGAGGCGCGGUGAGCCCACCGUUUGGCGGCGCGUACGGCCCGUCCGCCGGCGCCAUGAACCCCGACUACAACGAGGCCGCCCCGGCGCGCUCCCAGCUGGCCGCCGUCACCGCCUCCCUCCUCGCCGUCGCCGCCGCGCCGUUCCUACUCCAUCUCAUCUAAGAGCUUGCCGACUAAAAGGGCAGCGGAUUCCGUCUCGUCGGCGGUGAUCGAUGGUGGUGGUGUUGGUGGGGGCGCACGCUCCGGCCGGAGUUGGUGCUUGUCUCGCCCGCCUUUCCGGCCCGCGUCUCCCCUGCUGGUUUUGAUCGAUCAUCAGUACUGCUCCAGUAGUUUGCCGCUCUCUAUUAUUCAACUGACGAACUCCCCCUCGUGUGGCUACCAUGUGCGCUCGUGUUGUAUUGGGUGCAAACGCGAUGCAAGUAGUAGUAGUAGAGGAGAGAUCUAGAGAUAUUCUUUCGUAGUAGCAGCUUUGUGUUUCGGACAUACUACUCCACUCCACUUCGCAGUUCACCCCCGUGUCGUGUUUUUUA
Molecule: messenger RNA, 1281 nt
Organism: Oryza brachyantha (malo sina)
Lineage: Eukaryota; Viridiplantae; Streptophyta; Magnoliopsida; Poales; Poaceae
Product: PLASMODESMATA CALLOSE-BINDING PROTEIN 3-like
Exons: 3
Coding region: 197-913 (238 amino acids)
Source: RefSeq, a predicted model, not a curated record